GCAGGGAUUUUGCAUCGUAGGGCUGCCCCCGAGCGAUUUGACCACAUAUAGGAUGAUCCUCACGCAGUGCGCCGUCUGCGCCACCGAGCUUGGCCUAACUUUGGGCAAGAAAUGCGGCCGCUGCAGCACGCGCUACUGUGGCGCCGAAUGCCAGAAAAAACAUUGGGAAGAGGGCGGCCACGACAAGCUCUGCAAACAAAUAAAAAAGGCAGGCGGCGCCGAGCAAUAUAAUGCCAACAAGAGAUACACGGAGGCCGUAGUGGUCGCGGCGGAGGCGUGCGCCGAGGACACGAAGGGCCAGACGUGCUUCAUCUGCACGCAGGCCCUCCAUUGGAAAACGAAGGAGGGUCUCGUGCGCGGGUGCGCGUGCCGCGGGACGGCGGGCUUCGCGCAUGUGUCGUGCUUGGCUGAGCAGGCGAAGAUUUUGCUCGCGGAGGCGGAGGAGAACAAUUUGGGCGCCAAGGUGUUGGAUGAGCGGUACCGCCGGUGGUACGCGUGUAGCAUGUGCGAGCAAGAAUAUCACGGCGUCGUGCGGUGCGCGCUCGGGUGGGCGUGCUGGAAGACGUACUUGGGCCGGCCGGAGACGGAUCAGUUUCGGAGUAACGCGAUGGGGCUGCUGGGGAUGGGUUUAGCCUCUGCAGGACACCUCGCGGACGCGUUGACCGUACAGGAGGCCGAAUUGGCUAUGACGCGGCGACUUGGCGAAUCAGAAGACGCCAUCCUCGUCGUGCAGGGCAAUCUUGCGAGCACGUAUUCAAUGCUUGGAAACAUAGAAAAGGCCCUAAGCAUGGAGCGAGAUGUAUACUCUGGACGUUUAAAGUUACACGGCGAGGAGGAUUCCAACACCCUCCGAGCAGCCGGCAACUACGCGGUGUCCCUUCAUGAUCUACAGCGCUUCGAAGAAGCCAAGUCACUUUUUCGAAAAACGAUACCCGUGGCGCGACGCACUCUCGGAGAAGAAAAUGUACUGACGCUCAGGAUGAGGUGGACUUACGCGCGGGUGCUCUACUUGGACGAAGGCGCCUCUCUUGAUGACCUGCACGAAGCCGUGGCGACGCUUGAAUCCGUUGCGCAUUUGUGGAAGCGCAUUUUCGGACCGGCGCAUCCUGAGACGCAGAAGGCCCAGGAAGCGCUGAAAGGGGCGCGCGAGGCGCUGGCCAAGGGAGGUGUCUAGCCCCACUGGCACACCAUCGCCGCGACGCUUAGUAAUCAC
Messenger RNA from Pelagomonas calceolata, 1213 nucleotides. Lineage: Eukaryota; Pelagophyceae; Pelagomonadales; Pelagomonadaceae. The record is from the annotation of a GenBank genome assembly.